Drosophila novamexicana is the source of this 1569-nucleotide messenger RNA. Its product is annotated as protein O-glucosyltransferase 2-like. Lineage: Eukaryota; Metazoa; Arthropoda; Insecta; Diptera; Drosophilidae. Bases 29 to 1528 code for a protein of 499 amino acids. Gene Ontology annotation, molecular function: protein binding; glucosyltransferase activity. Gene Ontology annotation, cellular component: endomembrane system. The record is from RefSeq and is a predicted model, not a curated record. The transcript is spliced from 3 exons.
UUUUCUCGAGUAAAUAAAUUGAAUAUUAAUGUUGUUUGCAACAAUAUGCUCGCUUAUAAUUAUUUUGAGAUUUUCGGCGUGCGAAGACCAAAGUGUCGAUGUCAAAAAAACUCUUGUUUGGGGGCCAGGACUAAAACCUGACGACAUUGUCUUGCCUGCAAGAUAUUUUUUUAUCCAUGCCGUCGACAAGACUGGGAAAAAAUUUGCGUCCCGUACGUAUUUAAAAUUUCAAGUGCACAUAAAUGGACAUUCUCCACAUGGAAAAUGUCGGUAUAAUAUUAACCAAAUUGAUCGUGAAGACGGGUCCACCAUUGUUCGUUACACUAUUGCCGAUUGGUGCGAGAAUGUUGAGAUUAAUGUGCAAUAUAAUGGCUCGCAUGUGGCACAUUCCCCUUAUCUGGUUCAGAACAAGGUCUACUCGGAGCGCUGCUACUGUCCGCAGGAGCUCAAUCUUUGGCUGUUAAAAAAUGACUGUGCCGCUUUCGAAGAUGACAGACAGAUAUCCUGGGACUUGCACUCAUUUAAGCGUGUGAACUUCAGUGCCAUACGUGACAAUUUGUUAAAAAGAUAUAAUGCUCCAGAGAGUAUUUCUUUGUGCCACUAUGUGGUAAAAAACCAACAAAUUUGGAGAAACUGCUAUGGAAAAUAUACUGGCUUCAAGAUGUUUAUGGAUGCGACGUUGUCUGCACUGUCUCGCGUGGUUUUCCUGCCUGAUAUGGAAUUUUAUUUAAAUCUUGGCGACUGGCCGCUAUCGAAAAAAGGCGGUCAGCAAAGGACAUCGGGGCCAUACCCAAUAUUUUCAUGGUGUGGAAGUGACGACACCUACGACAUAACAUUGCCUACGUAUGAUAUUACCGAGUCCACAAUAGAGAAUAUGGGACGGGUUAUGUUGGAUAUGUUAUCUGUGCAAAAGGACGAAUAUUCAUGGGAAAAUAAAGAAGAAAAGGCUUUCUUUCGCGGCAGGGAUUCGCGACGAGAAAGGUUGGAUCUGAUUGAUCUGGCAAGAAAAUAUCCCGAUGUAAUCAACGCGUCUAUAACAAAUUUCUUUUUCUUUCGCAAUGAAGAGGAUAAAUACGGUCCCAAGGUACCGCAUAUAUCCUUCAUGGAUUUCUUUAAGUACAAAUAUCAGUUAAACAUUGAUGGAGCUGUUGCGGCAUAUCGAUUACCCUAUUUACUUGCAGGCGGAUCUUUAGUUUUAAAACAAGAUUCACCUUAUUACGAACAUUUUUAUAGUAAAUUGGUACCAUAUAAGCAUUUUGUGCCUAUCAAGCGUGAUCUCAGCGACGUAAUCGAAAAAAUAGCUUGGGCUAAAGAAAAUGAUGCCCGUGUUAAGGAAAUCGUAUCAAAUGCACGAGCAUUCGUCGAAGCAAAUCUUUUACCACAACAUAUUUAUUGUUAUCACAUGAUAUUAUUUAAGGAGUGGAGCAAUCGUUUAGUGGCCCCAAUAGAUGUGCUUCAGGGUAUGGAAAAACUAAAUUCGAGUUAUACAUGCUCUUGCAAACAAAAACAGUUUAAAGAUGAACUUUAGACUUUGAUCUUUUUGUACUUUUAUCUAUCAUAUUAAGUAGU